UUUGACAAGAUCUAGCUUACUUUAACACCUGUUCACACGAACGUGGCUAAAUUAUAGCGUAUGGUUUCCCAUUGCACCCAACGUUGUCGUCUAUGCGGGAAAUUCCUUUGUGCGAAGUCGUGGAGCCCUAGAAUGGGACAGGAGCUGCGAUGGCGCGUCUCCGGCGCUUAGGUCUGGCGCCUUGAUCCAGCUGCUGCGCAUCGGAUCAAGCUCUAGUGCAGCCAUGCCAUCGCUACAGAUCGCUCAGGCCCUCCGGCCUAGCUCAAAGAGGAGAGCGCUAGCGAUCACGGCAGCCGUGCUGAUUGCCGGAGGAGGUUUUGCUUAUGCGAGCUCGGUCUUGGCGCAGAGAAACUCCGCAAGAAAGCUCGUCUCGCAGAAUGGAAUUAUUCCGGAAAGGCCAACCAGUCAGGUCGACGCUAGCAUUGAAGCAAAUAAAUCUACUCGCUCUCGAAAGCCAAGAAAGAGUGGUCUAAAGUCUCUGAAGAUACUUCUUGGCAUUCUGUCUGCCCAGCUCGGGAAUCGUGGGGCGAAGUAUCUUGGCUACCUCGUUGCGAUUGCGGUGUUGAAGACUACACUCAGUAACCGGCUUGCAAGAGUUCAAGGCUUUCUCUUCCGUGCCGUGUUCCUGAAGAGGGUGCCGCUGUUUAUACGUCUUAUAACGGAGAAUGUUAUUCUAUGCCUUCUGCAAUCAGUGCUUAUAUCAACGACGAAGUACCUUACUGGCAACUUGUGCCUGCAUUUUCGGAAAAUCCUUACUGACCGAAUUCACCACGACUAUUUCCAGAACAUGACGUACUACAAGAUGUCUCAUGUGGAUCGCCGUAUUUCCAACCCUGAGCAGCGCAUUGCCAGUGAUAUCCCGAGGUUCUGCACUGAACUUUGCGAUCUGAUACAGGAAAACAUCUCUGCCGUAUUUGACGGACUUCUGUAUACUUGGCGAUUGUGCUCUUAUGCGAGUCCAAAAUAUGCAUUUGGAAUUCUAGGGUAUGUGAUCGGCGCAGGUGUUAUCACCGGGACUUUGUCACCACCUUUCGGGCGACUCAUGUCUACGGAACAACAGCUUGAGGGUGACUACAGGCAACUCCACUCUCGACUAAGAACUCACUCCGAGAGCAUUGCUUUUUAUGGGGGACAGGAAAGAGAGGCAUCGAUCAUCUCUCAAAGAUUCAGAUCGCUCUACAAGCACCUGGGCUCUGUCCUUUACACCCAGUGGUGGUUCGGAAUGAUUCAAGACUUCUUAUUGAAGUAUUUGGGAGCGACGUUUGGUGUUGUUCUGAUCAUUGAACCCUUUUUCGCUGGCACACUGAAGCCUGAUCAUUCGACAUGGGGCCGUGCUUUGAUGCUUAGCAACAUGCGGUAUCACACCAGCGUAAUUAUUUCGCUUUUCCAGUCUAUGGGUGUUCUAGCAACAACUCCACGUAGAUUAUCUCGAAUGAGCGGCUAUGCGGACCGUAUUUACGAGCUUAUGUCAAUUGCAAGAGAUAUAAGAGUGGUUGGUGGAAAUGCUAAACGCAAUAAGGAAACCGGGAGCUAUUUUGUUGAGGCCAACUAUAUCGAGUUUGAGGGAGUAAAGGUAGUCACACCUACGGGAGCUACUUUGGUCGAGGAUUUGACGUUGAAGGUUGAGCCCGGAUCUAAUCUAUUAAUUACUGGCCCGAAUGGAAGCGGCAAGAGCUCGCUGUUUAGAGUUCUCGGGGGCCUCUGGCCCUUAGUGUCUGGUCGAAUUGCAAAGCCGGGAGUAGGCUCGGGCCUGAACCAUGAAAUUUUCUAUGUUCCUCAACGUCCUUACACAUCCAUCGGAACUUUGCGUGAUCAGCUGAUCUAUCCUCUUACUCCAGCCGAAGAAACUCAGCCUCUCACUAUUGACGGCAUGCGCGACCUACUAAAAAACGUUGAUUUGGAAUACCUGCUUGAUCGUUAUCCCUCGAGUCAGGAAGUGAAUUGGAGUGAUGAACUUUCCCUUGGGGAACAACAGAGGCUUGGAAUGGCACGCUUGUUUUAUCACAGACCCGCAUUCGCUAUCUUAGAUGAGUGUACGAGCGCUGUCACGACCGACAUGGAAGAGCGCUUUUGUGCAGAAGUAAGGGCCAUGGGUACCUCAUGCGUGACCAUAUCUCACAGGCCUGCGCUGGUCGCUUUUCAUGAUACAGUUCUAUCUCUUGAUGGCGAAGGUGGAUGGAAUGUACAUUACAAGAGAAAUGCUCCUCCUCUUACCUUGCCGGAGACCACCAAAAUGACUGUUGCAGAGGACGUCACUGAUCGUAAAAGUGACGCUUUUUAUGUUCAGAAACUCUUUUCUGACACGAAGGAUGAUCCUACGCAAGAUUCGAAACCUCAAGAUUCUUACGUUCGUGCAGUUCUUGCAGUUUCUCCUCCACGAAGUUCUGGCAUUGUUCCUUCUGUCCCUCGAUUGCAAAUUGAGCAGCAGAAAAUGCCUGCACGAGUGUCCGCGCUUUUGAAAAUUUUGGUACCAACGCUGUCUGACAAGCAAGGAGCCCAAUUGGUUGCGGUUGCGUUAUUGGUGGUGGGGCGAACGUGGAUUUCUGAUCGCAUUGCCGACCUUAAUGGAACAAGUGUCAGGCAUGUCUUGGAACAGGACAAGUCAGCGUUUAUUCGGCUCACUGGUGUCAGCGUGUUACAAAGCGCUGCUUCAUCUAUCGUAGCACCAUCCUUAAGGUACUUGACAGCAAGACUUUCCAUAGGCUGGAGAAGAAGGUUGACAGAGCAUAUAUCGAAACUUUACUUUAGAAACAACGCGUUUUACAAAGUCGUUAAUCUUUCUCCCUGCACUGACGCGGAUCAACGGUUAACGCAAGAUACGGAAAAACUUUGCGGGGACGUGGCCGGUCUUGUUACUGGCAUGGUAAAACCACUGGUUGACAUCGUAUGGUUUACAUUGCGGAUGAAGAUGCUUACUGGAAAAAGGGGCGUCGGCAUUUUAUAUGCAUACAUGCUACUGGGUCUUGGAUUUCUUCGUUGCAUCACACCUGAUUUUGCGGCUUUAACUAGCCAAGAACAGCAAUUGGAAGGAUCAUUCAGAUACAUGCAUUCUCGGCUCUGCAGUCAUGCAGAGUCCGUUGCUUUCUUUGGUGGCGGAUCAAGAGAAAAGGCGGUAAGUCAGUUGCAUUUGCUUUACGUUUUAUUUAUCGGCUUUCUGCAGGUCAUUGAGCAACGAUUUAACUCUUUGCUAAGACACGAUCGGAAGCUAUUGAAAAAGCGGUGGACAUUUGGAGUGGCAGAUGAGUUUGUCACGAAGCAGCUACCACACAUUGUGACAUGGGCGUUGAGUUUGCUUUACGCUGUGGAACAUACUGGCGAUCGAUCUUCGACUUCUGUACAAGGAGAGCUGGCCCAUGAUUUGCGUUUCCUAGCCUCUGUUGUGUCCCAAAGCUUUCUUGCGUUCGGUGAUAUAUUGGAGCUGUACAGAAAGUUUCUUGAGUUGUCUGGGGGAAUUGCCAGAGUAUCAGAGUUGGAGGAACUUGUUCGAUCUGCACAACACGAGGCCAAACCUGCCUGUACAUCUUCUACAGAUCCUCUAAAACUGAUAGAAGAAACUCGAAUUUCGUCAAAGUCAUUGCUACUCGAAGAUAACGACGAGAUUAUUUUUUCGGACGUGGACAUUGUUACUCCGUCGCAGAAGAUGCUUGCCAGAAAGCUAUCGUUCAGGGUACAACCAGGACAGAGCAUGCUGAUAACUGGACCAAAUGGGAGUGGUAAGAGUUCGCUCUUUCGUGUCCUUGGUGGACUGUGGCCGAUUGUUAGUGGAUGCGUAUCGAAGCCUGGGAAGAUUGUCACUGACAACACCAGUAUUGAAGUAAGCACCGGCUUAAGUCGAGAAAUAUUUUACGUGCCUCAGCGCCCGUAUACGGCCUUGGGAACUCUCCGGGAUCAAAUCAUCUAUCCCUUGACGCUCAACGAGGCAAUCAUCAAAGUUCUCCAUGAAGCGAAGAAAGGUGAUGCAAGUUUGGGAGUGGACCAUGUCGAUUCCACUAAAGAAGCCACGGAGCUUCUCGAUUCAAAGUUGCGGUUUAUAUUAGAAAACGUCAGGCUCGUGUAUUUGUUGCAGAGAGAAGGUGGCUGGAACACUCCCGCUAACUGGGAAGACAUGCUGUCGCUGGGAGAACAACAACGCCUUGGAAUGGCGCGACUCUUCUUCCAUCAUCCGAAGUUUGGAAUUCUGGACGAAUGCACCAAUGCUACGAGCGUGGAUGUGGAGGAAGGCCUCUACAAGCAGGCUCACGCACUGGGCAUCACGAUCGUCACAAUCUCCCAGCGUCCCGCCCUCAUUCCAUACCACUCAAACGAGCUCCGCCUGGUCGAUGGAGAAGGAAGCUGGGAGCUGCGAUCUAUUAAAUCAACCUGAGCAUAGAGCUGUGUAAAAAAGAAAACGAAUCGAUUCAGGGCAACUCACUGUACACAAUACAAGACACUGGAAUCCAGAGCAGUAGCAGCGCUCAAAAGCAAGCAUCCAGAAGGCAGCAGCAGCACAUUGCUGCUAGGCUGCACCAGUAAAACCAGAUUAUUAUUCUUUUCUUCUCCUUUUUUCCUUGGAUCUUAGAUGGUUCUUAAGCUCUGUGGUUUUUUUAGAAACUUACCAUCCUUCCAGGCAGCCAA
Selaginella moellendorffii is the source of this 4614-nucleotide messenger RNA. Its product is annotated as ABC transporter D family member 1. The coding region runs from base 224 to 4363 and encodes 1379 amino acids. Gene Ontology annotation, biological process: very long-chain fatty acid catabolic process; long-chain fatty acid import into peroxisome; fatty acid beta-oxidation. Lineage: Eukaryota; Viridiplantae; Streptophyta; Lycopodiopsida; Selaginellales; Selaginellaceae. Gene Ontology annotation, cellular component: peroxisomal membrane. The record is from RefSeq and is a predicted model, not a curated record. Gene Ontology annotation, molecular function: ATP hydrolysis activity; ABC-type transporter activity; ATP binding. The transcript has 26 exons.